Messenger RNA from Oryzias melastigma (Indian medaka), 1820 nucleotides. RefSeq names its product ventrally expressed dharma/bozozok antagonist (gene ved). NCBI's taxonomy places the organism in Eukaryota, Metazoa, Chordata, Actinopteri, Beloniformes, Adrianichthyidae. Gene Ontology annotation, molecular function: DNA binding. The record is from RefSeq and is a predicted model, not a curated record. Bases 30 to 836 code for a protein of 268 amino acids. The transcript has 3 exons.
CUGGGGGGGGUCGGCCACAAACCUCCUGGAUGUCCAUCCGAGCUGAAGCUGAGGAGCGCUCUGCGGCCAUGAGGGGACACUUCUCCAUCGAGUGGAUGGCUCAGAGCAGCCGGCCCGCCGCGCCACCGCCACCGGGCCCCCCCGGGUCCGAGUCGGGACCGGAGGCCUGCGGGACAAACGCGGAGAGCCUGCCGGGCUUCUACCGCAGAACGAACCCGGGGGGGUCACCUGGACAGGAGGACGCGUCCACGAAGAGACGGCCAGGCCCUGAAGCGGACCUCAGCACCGAGGAGGAGACGUCCGGCUACGAGAGCGAAGGCAGUCGCUCCCGUUCGCCAUCGACCCACGCUGAACCCGCCCCCUCCCUGUCGGCGUCGCCCCCUGCUGGCCGGAGGCCGCGCACGGCGUUCACCGCAGAGCAGAUCCACGUUCUGGAGCGGGCCUUCAAGAAGAACGCUUACCUGGGAACUCAGGACAAGGCGGAGCUCUGCAGGAAGCUCCACCUCUCUGACAAACAGAUCAGAAACUGGUUCCAGAACCGGCGGAUGAAGCUGAAGCGCUCGGUCCAGGAUGCCCUGGCUCACGCCUGUCAGGCCAGCGCCGCCUCGCCGUUCCUGCACUACCCCGAGCUGCAGGCCUGCCGGCCCGGGCCCUACAGCCGCCCCCCGCUGGUGGCGGUGGCGGACGCCGCCUCCUACAGCCCUCCUCCCAGCCUGCAGUACGGCGGCCCUCUGACCGGCACCUCCGCCCUGUCCCUGGACUCCUUCUACCCCGCCGUCCUGCUGCCCCCCGCUCACCUGCGGGGGUCGUACCCCGCCUACCCCCAGUAUUACUGAGCUGCCUUUGGUUCAAACGGGCUGGAGUGCAAUACCGCCACCUACCUGCCGACUGAUGAUUUAACGCCAGACUGUGAGAAUUACUUUAGUUACUCGAGUACUCCUCUGAGGAUUACUUUAGUUACUCAAGGACUCCUCUGAGGAUUACUUUAGUUACUCGAGUACUCCUCUGAGGAUUACUUUAGUUACUCGAGUACUCGUCGGAGGAUUACUUUAGUUACUUGAGUACUUGUCGGAGGAUUACUUUAGUUACUCGAGUACUCGUCUGAGAAUUACUUUAGUUACUCGAGUACUCGUCGGAGGAUUACUUUAGUUACUCGAGUACUCGUCUGAGGAUUACUUUAGUUACUCGAGUACUCCUCUGAGGAUUACUUUAGUUACUUGAGUACUUGUCUGAGGAUUACUUUAGUUACUUGAGUACUCGUCUGAGGAUUACCUUAGUUACUCGAGUACUCGUCGGAGGAUUACUUUAGUUACUCGAGUACUCGUCUGAGGAUUACUUUAGUUACUUGAGUACUCGUCUGAGGAUUACUUUAGUUACUCGAGUACUCGUCUGCAUUACUCUGUAGUUACAGAGCUCCUCUGCUCCGAAAAAUACCUUUAAUAUGUGGAAGUUUUUACAUUUUUACACUAUUUUCUAACUUCAUUGAUGUUAUUGUAUAACAAAUACUAAAUAAAAACAAUAAAUGUGAUCAGGAACUGGAAGGUGAGGAGAUGAAAGUGACAUUUAAAGCAAAGACGCUUUAAUCCACAAAACUUUGUUCUGUUUUCAUCAGAACUCGUCCUAAAUGUUUCAUUUCCUUCAUUUUACAGCAUCUUCAGCUGCUUUAGUUUGUUUUGUGUGAAAAUGAACUCAAAAUGAAAGUUUCUGUUUCGCAAAAAGUGAUUUUUAAGCAGAAAGAUGAGACGUCUGUUUAUGGUGUCAUAAAUAUGUAAUUUCAAUAAUUUUGAAGAAUAAAUAAAAAAAAUAUAUAAAUAUUUAAA